This is a messenger RNA of Dentiscutata heterogama, 225 nucleotides long. The record is from the annotation of a GenBank genome assembly. Lineage: Eukaryota; Fungi; Glomeromycota; Glomeromycetes; Diversisporales; Gigasporaceae.
GCCAAAGAAUCAAUCUGCAAAGAAGCAGAUAUUAAAGAAAUGUUACUCCUUACAGAAUAUGGGAUAGUUGAUUAUGAUACUGAAACCGAGACCCAAGCCAAAGUACAAGAGAAUUACAAACCAAAACAGACUAUGAAGUUAGUAGAAAGUAGCUCGAAGAAAAUUGUAUCAAAGCAAACACAACAAGAAAUGAUUCCAACCAGAGAUAUUAAAGAAGAACUCUAA